AUGAUUAAUAUGGAAAAAUGGGAAUCACAAAAUAAAUGUUUAAAUAUUUUUUUUCCUUUAAAUGUAGAAAUAUCAAAUAAACAAUUAUAUUAUUUAUAUGGUAUUUCAAAUGAAAAUACAUUUGUUGUUAUCCAUGUUUCCUAUAAAUAUAUAGACAAAUUUAAAAUAAAAAAGAACGAUAAAAACAAAGAUGAUUGGAAAUAUUUUAGAAUCAUUGGAGAAAUAAAUUUAGUAAAAAACUUGGAAGAGUUGCAAAAUAGCAAAAUUACAAAAUGCGUUGAUAAUAGUAUAAAUAAUUAUUUACUCCUUAGUUAUUAUAAAAAUAAGCCAAUAUUUAUAAAAAAACUGAGAAAUGAAGAAAAUAAAAAUGCUUUAUUUAUGCUAUAUAAUACAAAUAAAUAUAUAUACAAUCUUUCUCUUGAUCAUGUAAAUAACUUGGUUUCGGAAGCAUUUAGUAGAGGAGAAAUAUUUAUAAAAGAAAACAAAAAUUUAGAAGCACAAAGGAAGAAUAAAAAAAACCUUAAUUUAUAUAAGGAAGAAAAAAAAAAUUGUGAAGAAUACAUAUAUGAUAAAAUUAAUGAGAUAAAUAGACUUAAUGUAGAUAAUGAAAUUAUUAAUGAAAAUUAUGAUAAUGAUAAUAUUAAAAAAAAUAAAGAAGUGAAUGAAAAAGAUAAUAAAAAGAAAAAAUGUAAAAAUAUACAAGAUAAAAAGAUAUCAAAUUAUUGCAAGGACUUUAAUAAGGAAGAAAAAUGUUCUGAUAAGUUAGAUUCAGGUUGCAAUUUGGAAUGUAAUUUAAAAAGCGAAGAAGAAUUAAUUAGUUUUAAUUUUGUUGAAGAUAAGAUAAUGAAAUCAUUAGAUUUAAAACAGAUAAUUUCAUUUAUUAAUAAAAAGUGCAUAUAUGCAAAUAGCAUAGAAAAUUAUAAUAGUGCUAAUAAUUCAAAUAGAAGAGAUUUUUUUUUGAAAAAAGAAAAAAAAUACAUAAUUUCUUUUGUAUUUUAUAUAUUAAUAUUUUUUAUAUAUUUCAUUUCUUUGAUAAAUAGAUCUUUGUAUUAUAUAAUUUAUAAACCUAAUUUUUUUAAUAAAUUCAUUUCUCCAAAAAGAAAAAUAAAUACUUUUCAUUUGUUAAAAGAAAAGUUAUUAUUUCACUCGGAGUGGUAUUAUAUAAUUGAUAAUUUAAUUAGAAAUAAAAAAAAUCCUUCAGAAUAUCAUAAAUAUAAACAAAUAUUAUUAAUUCGAUUCUUUAAUCUAAUAACAGAUAUGCUUCUGGGAGUAACUAUAUAUUUUUUGUUGACAUUUAAUAUAAUUAAUUUUUAUUUUUUUUGUGAUAAAUUAAAAAUUUUUUAUGAUUCUAGAACUUUAACGUCUAUAUUAGGUACAUUAUUACAAAACCCUUUAGGUUUAAAAUUAAAUAAUAAUUUUACUUCUUUUAUUGGUAGUGUUAUAGUUUCUAUUUUAGAUAAAUGGGAUUAUUUAAGAAUUACAAUUUCAAUAAAAAAGCGUUAUAUUGUAGAAUUUUUUAGAUAUUCCUCUUUAUUAGGCCUAUCUUUUUUUCUUUCACUUCUUAUUGAUUACUUAAGAUUUAUAACUGCUCAUGUUAGUCUUAUUUUUUUUUUUUUAAAAAAGAUGUGUACAUCUUUUAAUAGUAAUAUAUAUUCUUUGUACUUACUAUUCAAUGGCAAAAAAUGGAAUAUAUUAAAAUUAAGAGUAGACACGAAUUAUUAUACAAAUGAAGAAGUCAUUUUUGGAACCAUAUUAUUUACUAUGUUAAUAUUUUUAUACCCAACUACUUUUGUACUGGUUGUAGUUUUUGGAAUAAUUUAUUUUAUAAUCAAUAGGAUAAUAUACUCUUUGUUUCUUUUAAAAGAAAUAAUACUAUAUUCUCCUUUUUAUAUUUUUUUUGUAACAUCUAAUUUUAAUAAAUAUAUUAGUACGGGAAUAAAAUUUACCAAAUUUGAAAAUCUGGAAUAUGAAGAAUUAAAAAAUUUUCCCAAAUCAUAUUACUUACUUUUAGAAAAUAAUAAAUUUUUAUUUUGUGAUAAAAUAAAGUUACUUAUAAAUAUUUUUUUUAAUUCUGAUAAAUAUAAAUAA
Messenger RNA from Plasmodium relictum, 2088 nucleotides. It is a transcript of the gene GPI1, whose product is annotated as phosphatidylinositol N-acetylglucosaminyltransferase subunit GPI1, putative. The transcript has 10 exons. Lineage: Eukaryota; Apicomplexa; Aconoidasida; Haemosporida; Plasmodiidae. Bases 1 to 2088 code for a protein of 695 amino acids. The record is from RefSeq and is a predicted model, not a curated record. Gene Ontology annotation, cellular component: membrane; endoplasmic reticulum. Gene Ontology annotation, biological process: GPI anchor biosynthetic process.